GUAUCAGAAGUCGAAAUUUUCCGAGGGCAGCGGCGCUGGUAGCUGUGCUGAACCAAAAUUUCACUCGUGUCCUCCGUCCUUUAUUCCACUUCAGGUUUGGUCACUGUAUUACAUGGGAUCUACAGCAGAGGAUGGCUAUGCUGCAUUUGAAAACAAGGUCAAACGAACAAUGUACCUUGACAACCUUUCACCUUCGGUCACUGAAUCCGUGUUGAGAACUGCUUUUGAUCAGUUUGCAAAUGUAAAAAAUGUCAAGCUCAUUCCCAACUACCUUGAACCAAUGAAUGUGCCACAGUGUGCACUAAUAGAAUUGGAUAAUGAAAAGAAGGCCAAGGAAGUUAUAUCAAUGAUUGAGCAAUAUCCUUUCAUGAUAUGUGGGAAACCAAGGCCUGUAAGGGCAUUUCCUGCAAAAGCAGAAAUGUUUGAUGAUCGCCCUAAAAAUCCUUGUAGAAAGUUGACCUGUCGUUGGUUGGAGCCAGGUGAUCCUGACUUUGAGGUGGCAGAGGAACUGAAGGAGCUUACUGGCAAACAUGCUGCUGAAGCUGCUUACUUGCACCAAGUACAACUACAAGAAGAGGAAAAGCUUGCAAAGCACCAGGAAGACACGCUUAAAGGGCAUUAUAAGAAGUACAGGACGAUAGAGAGCGUUAUGGACGGAACUGCCCAAUGUCUGGCGCGUCACUAUAAUGUGCGUUAUAACAAUGAUUGAAAACUUUAUUUGGACUAGCAAUACGUGUAAGUAAACUCUUCUUUAUUAGUAGGUUAUUUUCUUCUAAAGCUCUAUUGUCCCUUCCAGUUAUCAGGAAUAAUUUAUGCGAGGAACGUCUUUAUAUGACCUAUGAUCCUUGUCAAAGUACAAUUUUUAGUCUGCUCUAUUCUUUCCUUUUAUGUUCAGCGGAGUGUGAUGGUGGAUGUUUGUGUUGUACUUGUAUUGAUAACUUAGAAAAGUAUACUUAUUAUGUCUGUAUAUUUGUUUUAAUUACUUGCAUUGUUUGUGCC
Messenger RNA from Neltuma alba, 999 nucleotides. RefSeq lists its product as uncharacterized. Gene Ontology annotation, molecular function: RNA binding. Lineage: Eukaryota; Viridiplantae; Streptophyta; Magnoliopsida; Fabales; Fabaceae. The transcript is spliced from 3 exons. The record is from RefSeq and is a predicted model, not a curated record. The coding region runs from base 113 to 709 and encodes 198 amino acids.